Messenger RNA from Emericellopsis atlantica, 1152 nucleotides. RefSeq names its product CMGC protein kinase. NCBI's taxonomy places the organism in Eukaryota, Fungi, Ascomycota, Sordariomycetes, Hypocreales, Bionectriaceae. The transcript has 6 exons. Gene Ontology annotation, biological process: regulation of mRNA processing; protein phosphorylation; spliceosomal complex assembly. The record is from RefSeq and is a predicted model, not a curated record. Gene Ontology annotation, molecular function: ATP binding; protein kinase activity. Bases 1 to 1152 code for a protein of 383 amino acids.
AUGGCCAGUCUCUCAAGAUGGGCCAAGGGGUUGAUGCGCAGAGCCCCCUCUAGCCCUUUGCCAUUUCCCGCGGCUGGCUUCGAGAUUAUCAACGACGCAGACGUGGUGGAGGAAGAGCAAUUUGGCGCGUUUCGCGCCGGUCAGUAUUACCCGGUCAAUAUUGGCGACGUGUACGCGUCCAAGUGUCAGAUCACGGGCAAGCUGGGCUUUGGAACCACGUCCACCGUGUGGCUCGCGCGCAAUCUUGAGGAGCACCUCCACGUGGCUCUGAAGAUAUACACGCGCGACAGAGGCGGCAGGGAAGAAUUCAAAACCUAUGGGCAUCUUUCCCAAGCGAACCCGUCCCACCCCGGCUACCGUCACGUCCGAUCAGCCCUUGAUACCUUCUCGCUCCAUCGGACUGGAGGCGAUCACCGCUGCCUGGUGCAAAAGCCCAUGUGGGACAGCUGGAGAGACCUUUUGCGACGGAACCCUGCUCAGCGAUUCUCUUUGCCUCUUCUAAAGGCUGGUCUUAGACACGUACUGCUCGCGCUGGACUACCUCCACAAUGAGUGCCAGCUUGUCCACACGGACAUCAAAGCCGACAACAUCUUGCAAGAGAUUGUGGAGGGUCGUCUUCUGGAGGACUUCGUCAAGGCAGAACUGACGACGCCGUCACCGCGAGAGUUCAUCGAGGGUCAUCCAGUCUACAGGUCGCGGCAGUUUGGGCUUCCGACUCAAUUUGGUGGUGCAGUGCUGAGCGACUUUGGCACUGCUGUCCGGGGCGACCAGAAGAGGAAUCACGACGCGCAGCCAAACGUGUACCGGUCGCCCGAGGUGAUGCUCAGAGCCGAAUGGAGCUAUCCGGUAGACAUCUGGAACGUUGGUGUCAUGAUUUGGGAUCUCUUCGAGGGAAAGCAUCUUUUCUACGGACCGCCGCCGCCGGACUUUGUCCAACGGGGAAAUCGCUCUGCCGAGUUUUUCACGGCAGACGGAGGAUGGAAGGCCGACGUACCGAUAUCGCCGAACAUUACCCUGGAAUCGUCGGAGGAGUAUCUUCAAGGAAGAGACAAGGAGGAGCUACUGGCGUUUGUCAGGUCGAUGCUUCGGUGGCGCCCAGAGGACGGGAAGACUGCAAAGCAGCUUCUCGACGAUCCGUGGCUCGAUAGUUGA